CUCGAAUCGGGCGACAGGGACGAUCGCGUCGCCGCGAGGCGCGCACGCAUCGCCGCGCGGCUCAAGGCUAAGCGCGAGGCGGAAGAUCCCAGCCUCAUCGAGCCCGAACCCGAACCCGAACCCACCGCGGAAGAGACACAGGUGAGGGACAGUAAGCGAAGGCUCGCCAGGCUCAAGGCCCUCGGCUUUGAAGACGUGACCGACAUAAAGGCGGUUGCCGUCGCGAGGGAGGCGCAUCGACGGGGCGUUCGCGACGAUCGGAGGGUCGAGCGGAGGAACCGCAUCGAGCAGGAGCGCGCCGAGACCAUGCAGAGGGACGGCGAGGUGGCAGGCGAGUGGGACAAGCUGCGGGGCAUCAAGGUGGCUCACGAUUUGAACGCCGCUAUUCAGGCGCAAAAGGCGCUUUGCGACCAGAUCGUCGCGAGCAAAAACGCGCUCAUCGCCGAGAUGACCGAGGAGCUCGACAAGGAGGACGAGGAGUUCGAGAGGAACAUUCGCAGGCAGGAGGAGGAGGUUGACGAGACCCUCAAGCGGAUGAACUCGCAAUACAACGAGCUCUCCGCCGCGUACAUGUCUGAAUUUGACGAGAUCGAGCGCGUGUUUUUAGAGGAGAGGAGCGCGGCGCUCAAGGCGAACAUGGAGGAGCUCGACGCCCUCUUCCAACGGAGAGACGCGGCUGAGCUCAAGUACAUGGAGGACGUGGCGGCGACAGCGGAUGCGUACAGGAAGGAGCUCGAGAAGCACGAGGCUGACGACGCGGAGGAGUACACGAUGCUCAAGAUCAGGCUCGAGACGGACAUCGCCAACCUUCAGCGACACCUGGCUGACAUGAAGUCGACCUACCUGCUCAACGCGGAGAAGCUAGAGUACAACUACAGGGUGCUCGUCGAGAGGGACCACGAGAAUGCCGGGACGCUCCAGAUCCAGCGACGCAAAAUCGCAAAGCUCAGGGAGACGCUCAUGAAGGUCAAGGACAAGUUCCACGCGAUGGACAAGAAGUUCUCCGAUGAAAACGUUCGUCUGACGGAUGACCAUAGGAGGGUGACGGAGCAGUUCAAGGAGCUCGAGAUCAAGUUUCGCAACUUCCAGGCGAGCGACCGCAAGAAGUUUCAGGAGGUGUGGGCCAUGAAGGAGGAGGAGAUUGCGAGGAAGGUGAAACGAGCAUUGGACGCCGACCGGAUCCUCCACGAGCAGCAUCUUGGCAUGGUGUGGCAUCCCCCGUCGGAGGAUGUUUUCAAGCACCCAGAACAGCUGGCGCUGGAUGAGGCCAGGAGAAAACGCGCCGCCGCCACCAAAGCCGCCAGGGCCAGCAGCGGGGAGCCGGGUGGGACAGUAGGAAUGGAGGAGGACGAAGAUGUCGACGUCGAGGAAGAGGAUAACCCGUUCGAGCAGAGGAUCGCGGACCCGGCGCACGAAAACUACCUGGCGACGCUGGUCGACGUGUUCUACUUCCUCGUCGAUCCCAAGGCUCAGCGCGCCGUGAGAGCCGCUGAGGCGGCCGUCGCGGAGGGCACCGGCGCGUCGGAUGAGGAGCGAUUCACCACCGCGGCUGCCGUCGCUCGGCUCCAGGCGGAGAGCGUGCUCAAGGCUUUGGGUGUGACGGAUGCAUCCUCGUUUGACGGUCUCGCCAACGCCCUCACCGUCGACGGCGUGGACCCCGUGAUGCACGCGGGCGGCGGCGGUGACGUGGCGGAGAUCAUGCUCCCGAGCGUCGACCUCCUUCAACCGUUCGGCGAUGACGCGCCGGCUACGAGAAAGACCAAGGAGCAGCUCGAUAAGGAAUUCUGGGAGCGCAUGUCCAACGCGGUUGGGGAGAAGAACUUCAGGGUAUGGAGACAGCUGGAGAGGUCGAUGGAACGGUACCGCGAGAUGCUGAUGAAGCGUCGGGACUCGCUCAGGGACGCGGAGUCGCUGCGAGAGCAGAAUGACGAGCUUCGGGGUCUACUCAACCAAUAUUUGAGCUCAUCGGUGAACGAUGAGCUCGUUGUACCCCCG
This is a messenger RNA of Micromonas commoda, 1995 nucleotides long. RefSeq lists its product with no specific name. NCBI's taxonomy places the organism in Eukaryota, Viridiplantae, Chlorophyta, Mamiellophyceae, Mamiellales, Mamiellaceae. The record is from RefSeq and is a predicted model, not a curated record. Gene Ontology annotation, cellular component: axoneme; axonemal dynein complex. The annotation marks the transcript as partial. The transcript is spliced from 2 exons. Gene Ontology annotation, biological process: axonemal dynein complex assembly; regulation of cilium movement; cilium-dependent cell motility.